Sinocyclocheilus rhinocerous is the source of this 3110-nucleotide messenger RNA. RefSeq names its product myosin IXAb (gene myo9ab). Lineage: Eukaryota; Metazoa; Chordata; Actinopteri; Cypriniformes; Cyprinidae. The transcript is spliced from 21 exons. The coding region runs from base 18 to 3110 and encodes 1030 amino acids. Gene Ontology annotation, cellular component: actin filament; axonal growth cone; myosin complex. The record is from RefSeq and is a predicted model, not a curated record. Gene Ontology annotation, molecular function: ATP binding; GTPase activator activity; actin filament binding. Gene Ontology annotation, biological process: intracellular signal transduction; establishment of epithelial cell apical/basal polarity.
GUAUAUAUAAAGUAUGCAUGCAUGUGCUGUCUAUGACAUGUCUGUUGUGUCUGCAGGACUUCAGGGAGAAGAACACGGAUCACAUGCGUCCGGAUAUCGUGGCUCUGCUGAAGAGCAGCCAAAACGCUUUCAUCUGCGGCCUGAUGGGAAUCGAUCCGGUGGCCACCUUCCGCUGGGCCGUGAUCCGCGCCUAUUUCCGAGCGCUCGUCGCCUUCAGAGAAGCUGGGAAACGGCACAAGGAGAAGACGACGACGACGAGCGGCUCUGAUGGUCCGGUUCAGAAUCAGAAAAGUGUGGACAGCUUCAGUUUCCUGCAUCAUCCUGUUCACCAGCGGAGCCUUGAGAUCCUGCAGCGAUGCAAAGAUGACAAAUACAAUUCCAGCAUCAGCCGGAGGAGUCCACGCACUCCACUAUCAGACCUGCAGGGAACAAACACGCUCCGCGAGAACAUGAGCAGGAGGUGCGAGCGCGUCCCGUCUCACCAGGAGGAGGGCAUCUUCGUGAACUCGGUGAAUAAUAAGCUGCUGGAGCGAGCGCAGGGCAUCCUGAUGAGAAACAAGAACUGCAAGACCAAGCCCAGCCUCCCGAAGCACCUGCUGGAUGUGAGAUCACUGAAGUAUCUGAGCGGCCUGACGCUCCACGACCGCAUCACCAAAUCACUGCUGCAUCUGCACAAGAAGAAGAAGCCUCCCAGCAUCAGCGCGCAGUUCAACGUGUCUCUGAAUAAGCUGAUGGAGACUCUGGGACAGUCGGAGCCGUACUUUGUGAAAUGCAUCCGCUCUAAUGCAGAAAAGCUUCCUCUGCGUUUCAGCGACGUGCUGGUGUUGAGACAGUUACGCUACAGCGGCAUGCUGGAGACGGUGAGGAUACGGCGCUCCGGAUAUAGCGUCAAAUACAGCUUCCAGGAUUUUGCCCAUCAUUUCCGUGUGCUGUUACCGGCGGGCUUUCACACCUCUCAGACGGGAAUCAGACAGUUCCUGCAGAGCGUCGACCUCGAGCCCAACGGACAUCAAGUGGGCCGAAGCACGGUGUUCCUGCGGGAGCGUCUGCGGCAGCGUCUGCAGGAGCAGCUUCAUCAGGAGGUGCUGAGGAGGAUCGUGUGUCUGCAGAGGAGCUUCAGGACACAGCAGGAGAGGAGACGCUUCUGCAGACAGAGACGAGCCGCUCAACUCAUACAGCGCUGGUGGAGGGCCUGUCUGACUCGCGCUGACGCGGAGCUCCAGCAGGGGGCGGCGCUGCAUCUGCAGGCGGCCUGGAGAGGUUUCAGAGAGCGCCGGCUGUUCCUGCGGCGGAGGAGAGCGGCGCUGAUCAUCCAGAUGCGCUGGAGGAGAGUCCUGCAGACGCGACACUCGGCCGCGCGCCUCAUACAGUCCGUCUGGAGGAGCCUCAGACAGAGACGCAGCUUCCUGCAGCAGCGCCGCGCCGCCGUCACGCUACAGGCCGCCUGCAGGGGGCAGCGCGAGCGCCACAGGUGCCGCAUUCUUCGAGAGCAGCGACGUGGAGAGAAAAGCCUCUGUGAAAACACUGUGAGCAAAAGUUUACACGCCCAACAAAACCCACCCGAAGUCCAAGAGGAGAGAGGAGAAACUCAGUCCGCCGAACCUCUCAGAAGCGUAGACGACAGUACGCUGAAGAGCCGCUCCAAACGCCAAAGCAGGAGGCAGCGGGAGCUCCAGCAAGCCACCUUCAGUUUAGAGCUGCUCAAAGUGCGCUCCGCUUCAGUGGACGACGCGCUUCCCGCUCCGAGCCCUCUCUCCAGACAUCUUCCCUCGGAGAGCCAGGGAAGCUUCGAGCUCCUCGGCUGUCCCGAACCCGAGCCGAUGGAGGAGAACCAGAGCAGUCUGGCCUCCUUCAAACCUCACUUCUACAUCGCAGAUGAGGACAGCAGCCCGGUCAAGCAAGCUCGGGAGAAAAAGGAGUCCGUUGUGGUCAUAAUCCGCAUGCAGAAGGAGAUCCCUGUGGACCAAAGCAGCCUGGAAGCUCUGCAGAAACACGAGACGAUGGACGCUGAGGAGAUUCACAGAGAAACCGGCGACAGAUCGAAUGGCUCGUCUUCUCCAGAUCCUCCUGAGCCUCAAACCAUCGCGCCUCGUUCUUCCAAACCCCUCCAGCUGGACUCGAGGGACUCGGUUCGAGAAGUGGCUUCAGAGCCCAAGAAGGAGGUUCAGAAGAAGUUCGUAGCUCAGAGCAUCAGUAUGAAGGAGAAAGCCUUCUCUCCCAAACGCAGCCGACUGACCUUCUCCAAGUCGGAUAAAGACCUGGUUAAUCAGGAACGAUCACAGGCGAUCCAAAGAGAGGCAGGAUUCAGAUCGGUAAAAAACAGAGAGAAAGAGCAGAAGAGGAUCCAGAAGACCAUGUCGUCAGGGGACCUUGGGAAAAUGGAUUCGCUCAGGAAGUCGAUCUCGCAAACCGACGGCAGGGUCAGAGGCAAAAUGCGGUUCUGGAGUAAGAGCAAACAUGGAGAUAAAAAGAUGUCCACCAGGGAGCGCUCCGCAGAUUCAGAGCUCAACGACAGGAGGAACGGUAUCAGCGAUCUAGAAGCUGAAGACAGUCAGAAGGACACACCUGUGGAUGUGGUUUUCAAGAAGGCUCUGAAAGAGUUCCGCCUCAACAUCUUCAACUCGUACUCUACUGCUCUGGCCAUGGAUGAUGGCAGGAGCAUUCGUUAUAAAGAUCUCUACGCUCUGUUCGAACACAUCUUAGAGAAGAACAUGCGUCUGGAGCAGAGAGACUGGAGCGAGUCGCCGGUUAAAGUCUGGGUCAACACCUUCAAAGUCUUCCUCGAUGAGUUCAUGACGGAAUACAAGCCAAUGAAUGGAACCAUCACUAAGGCUCCUAAACCUGAGAGGAAGAAGAGGAGGAAAAAGGAAUCCGACACCGUGGAAGAGCACAUGGGUCACAUCUUUAAAUCCACUCAGUACAGCAUCCCGACCUACUGCGAGUUCUGUUCGUCUCUCAUCUGGAUAAUGGACAAAGCGUGUGUCUGCAAACUCUGUCGCUAUGCAUGUCACAGGAAGUGCUGUCUGAGGAUGACCACCACAUGCAGUAAGAAGAAUCUUUGUGCCUCAAACCUUCAUUACAAUCAAAAGGUUCGUCGAGACAAACUCUGA